Annulohypoxylon maeteangense is the source of this 1827-nucleotide messenger RNA. RefSeq names its product family 18 glycosyl hydrolase. The transcript has a single exon. Lineage: Eukaryota; Fungi; Ascomycota; Sordariomycetes; Xylariales; Hypoxylaceae. Gene Ontology annotation, biological process: chitin catabolic process; carbohydrate metabolic process. The record is from RefSeq and is a predicted model, not a curated record. The coding region runs from base 168 to 1580 and encodes 470 amino acids. Gene Ontology annotation, molecular function: chitin binding; chitinase activity. Gene Ontology annotation, cellular component: extracellular region.
CCUAGGUGUACAGGUGUACAGGUGUACGAGUGUACGCAGCUCCAAGCCACACAAGUCGACCUGAACCUUGAACCUGAUUCUGUUCGUUAAGACAAAAGGGAGAAGCUACAUCUCACUUUUCUUAGGUAGAAAUUUAUAAAAAUCAUCAUUCUCCCCAAAUCUAAUAUAUGCCUAGUCUUAGACCUCUUUUCCGUUACGUCCUACCCGUAACGGCAUUAUUAACAGUCAUCCUACUUACACAUUUAUACCCCUCCCUACUUUCGAACCACAUCUCAUCCGACCUCCUGACAGCUCCCCAUCGUCUUUUUUCGGAUUAUUUUACUUCACCUCCAAGCGCAGAAAUAGAAAUAGAAACAGAGACAAAAACAGAAUCCAAGAUGGGAGGCGGGCCAGAACAAUUCCGCACAGUAGCCUACUUCGUCAACUGGGCCAUCUACGGGCGUAAGCACCGGCCGCAGGAUCUACCCGUCGACAAGCUAACCCACAUCCUAUACGCCUUCGCCAACGUGCGUCCUGAGUCCGGCGAGGUCUACCUCACCGACACCUGGGCCGACACGGAUAUCCACUGGGAAGGCGACAGCUGGAAUGAUGUCGGUACGAACCUGUACGGGUGCAUGAAGCAGCUAAACCUACUAAAGCGGAGGAACCGGAACCUCAAGGUGCUCCUGAGCGUCGGUGGCUGGACCUACAGCAGCAACUUUAAGCAGCCCGCCUCGACACCACAGGGCCGCGCUACAUUCGCCAAUUCCUGUGUCGAGCUGAUCAAGAACCUCGGCUUUGACGGCAUCGAUGUCGACUGGGAGUACCCACAAUCACCGUCCGAGGCUUCGGACUUCGUCGCGCUACUCCGUGCCGUGCGCGAGGCCAUGGAUAACUACAGCCGCUCGCUACCGGCACCGUACCACUUCGAGCUAACCGUCGCCUGCCCUGCCGGUGCGCAGAACUACGGCAAGCUCGACAUUCCGGGCAUGGAUCGUCUGCUUGACUUCUGGAACCUGAUGGCGUACGACUUUGCGGGGUCAUGGGACUCCACUUCAGGUCACCAAGCGAACCUAUUCCCCAGCCGCACGAACCCGCGAUCCACGCCUUUCAACACAAUAGCCGCCGUAGACCACUACAUCUCGCGAGGCGUCGCACCCUCCAAGAUCGUAUUAGGCAUGCCCCUAUAUGGACGAGCCUUCCAAGGAACCGACGGUCCAGGGGCGCCGUACUCGGGCGUCGGCGAAGGGACAUGGGAGAAUGGAGUGCACGACUACAAGAAGCUACCCUUACCAGGAGCAUCAGAAUACAUCGACCGUGAGGCCGGGGGUAGCUACUGCUACUCGCCAGCGACGCGGACGCUAGUCAGUUACGACAACGUGGAUAUGGCGCGACGCAAGGCGUACUAUGUGCGACAGGAGAGGCGGCUCGGCGGCGCCAUGUGGUGGGAGAGCAGCGCCGACAAGGAAGGCCCGCAGAGUCUAAUCUCGACCGUGGUGGAUGCGUUUGGUGGGCCUUGGGCCUUAGAUCGCACGCCGAAUUGUAUUACGUAUCCGCAUACGAAGUAUGAGAACUUGAGGGAUGGGUUUCCUAAUAACUAGGAGCGGGUUGUCUUCGGGAACGGGAAUGGAACUGGGGGUUGGGAAUAGGAACGGAAUUGGAAAUGGGGGGAUUUGAGAAUAGAAUGGGUAACGGAUUAUGAUGUAUGGACUAUGGGAUACGUACAACCAAUCCCUGAGAGGUAAGACGUGGGUUUCACGAUUGCAUCCUAGAUAGGUAGUCAUCGAGAUGCUAGUAGAUAUUGAGCUAUAGGUGGUUGUCAUCAAUAAGAAAAAAUAUUACCAGUAA